ACUAUAAUAGUGAGACUGAUAAUAAUGAUACUGGUUGAUAAUAUGAUAAGUCUUUUCACAUAAAAGGCUUCUAAUUCUUGGAUGUACAGAAGUCGGUGAAGUGUGUUUGCAAUGUCUUACCUGUUAAAGCUUAUAUUUUCGGUCGCAAUCUCUUUGGCUUUAUGCCAGGGAAGUGUGAUACAAGAUGGGCACAGGCAAUUAACAAGAACGCAACUUCGUCUCAAGAACAGCAACGCAUACAUUGGCUACAAUCGUAAUAAUUUCUCUUCUGGAAAACGUAUUGAACCAACGGAGGCAGGCGUGAAAGCUGCGGUUGACAGUGGCUUGAUCAAGCCUGAUGUUGAAACCAUAGUUAUCAUUCAUGGACAGUAUGCCAACGAUACCGAUACAGAUAUUGUGGCUAUCAAGAACGCUUAUCUUAGGAGCGCAGAGUAUAACGUGAUCAUAGUGGACUGGAGGUUGGCAGCAAACAUGGGGGACGCAGCAGCUUUCAGUUUCGUACCAAUCAUCGCUGAAGGAGUUACUGAGUUCCUUGAAUUACUGACCACUGGGGAGACCCCAGCUGUAGCUACCGCAAAACUGCACCUCGUUGGAUUCGGCCUGGGGGCGCAUCUUGCGGGAUUUGCUUCCAGAAACUUGCCGGAAGCGGUGCAAAGGAUCACAGGAUUGGACCCCGCUGGCCCACGCUGGGAUGCUAGAUCCGGCAGAUUGACCACUACCGACGCUCAAUACGUAGAAGUGAUCCACACCGAUGGCUUUGGCAACAAAGCCUUUGGUAUUGAAGAGCCUAUUGGUCACGUUGACUUCUACCCGAACGGAGGCAGACAUACCCAAAUCGGCUGCCCUGGUCAUGAACAGCUAUGUAGCCACAGGAGAGCACUCCAAUUGUUCGAGGCUAGCGUUGACGCUGGGAGAGCGAAUGGCUUGAUCGGCAACAGUUGUAUAGAUAUGAGACAAAUGACUAACAAUCAAUGCAAAGGACGCACUCUGGAGAUGGGUGGUUUGGACAUCAUUAAGUUUGGGAGUGGCAUUUACCGCAUGAACACCAAAAGAGAUUACCCCUUUUUUUAAACAAAUAACAACCUAUGCAUGACUUAUGAUGAAACAACGACGACAUCAAAAUAUUUUAUCAAAUUUCUGGUAUUUCAAAAUUAAUUUAUUUUGUAUUAUUAAUUAUUAUUAUUACAGUUUUGGAUGAAUUAAUAAAAGAUUAGUAACAUAAAUAA
This is a messenger RNA of Plutella xylostella (diamondback moth), 1226 nucleotides long. RefSeq names its product lipoprotein lipase. Lineage: Eukaryota; Metazoa; Arthropoda; Insecta; Lepidoptera; Plutellidae. Gene Ontology annotation, biological process: lipid catabolic process. The record is from RefSeq and is a predicted model, not a curated record. Gene Ontology annotation, molecular function: lipase activity; serine hydrolase activity.